Messenger RNA from Paramecium sonneborni, 2341 nucleotides. NCBI's taxonomy places the organism in Eukaryota, Ciliophora, Oligohymenophorea, Peniculida, Parameciidae. The record is from the annotation of a GenBank genome assembly.
AUGUAAUAAUAAAAAGUGAUUUAUUGUGUCUUCCAUAACGAGACUGGGUUAACUUCAAUUUGCACAGUUCCACACUAAUGCUAAAGAAAGCUUUGUGUAAGAUGUUUAGAUGAACACAAUGUGGAUCUUAAAUAUAUUUAAACUUAUUUAUAGUUUUAUGAACUUUGCAAAUAGAAGCUUUAAGAACACAAAUUAGAAGAUAGAACAGAAAUUAAUUAAUUACGUUAAAGUUUUAAGUGUUUUAUUUCUGAAGCUGAAAAUCAAAUGAAAAACUUAUUGGAAGAAUUAAAAGAGUUAAUUAAAAAUAUUUUUGAUAUGAUUGAAAAAGAAGAUCUAACUUAUAUUAAUCUAGUAAAGGAGAAUACUAAUCCUUUAGAGUCUUCAUUAGCUGAUUUAUAAAGAUUAGUUUUAAUAUCAAAUGGAAGUAUUUUAGUUGAUUGGGAAAUUAAGAAAUAAACUUAUUUCUAGAAAUUAGAUUAAGCUAAAAAUUGGUUAGAAGUAGAAAUAAAGUCAUUUAAUGAUAGAUGUAAAAAUGAAAUGAAGGAGAUAGUUUAAAUAAUGAAAUAAGAAUUUAAUGUAAAUUUUUAAAGUAUUUAAUUAUAAUAAAUAAUACCUAAUGAAUAGAAAGAGAAAUAAAAGUAAGAAAUAAAAGAGAUUAGAAGCUAUAUCUAUGAUAUACAUUAUAAAAGAUACAUUAAUACAAAAUUCGAUAUAAUUUAUAAAGAAAAAGAAGUUGUUUAUAUUAAAGAUGGCGCAAUUAUGAGAACGUAUUUAUUUAUAUAUAUUUAAUUAGUGAUUUAUUAAAUUAUUAGCCAUACGAAAUCUUAACAAAUUUAGAAUAAAUUAAAUUUUUUGAAUGGGUUGGACAAUAUGGUAAUUAAGGUUAAAAAAUUGGUAAAUGGAGAGCUAAAUUAAAGAAUGAAUUUGUAGAAGGUCUUGGAGGAGAAUACAAAAAUGAUGGAAAAAAAACAGGACAAUGGAAGGAAAUAUUUUAGAAUUAUUGGAGGUAAUAAUUUAUGAAUAUAUUGAUAGUGAAUCAAUAGGAUAUGAGUUUGGAGAAUACUCUAAUGAUAAUCGAGUAGGAAAUUGGAAGUAUAUUUAUAAAGGCAAAGAAAUGUAAUAUUAAAUAAUAUAUAAGUGGUGGAGGAUAAUAUAAUUAAAAGGGAUAAAGAUUUGGGAAAUGGAUUGAAUUGUCAAUUAACUCUUCAAAAUAAUCUUUAGUUACUUUUAUAAGCGAUUAUAAUGAGUUAGGGUAGAAAAUAGGUAAAUGGGAGAUAAAGUAAGAAGGAGAAAAAAUGUAAAUAAAUUUAAUAAUAAUAUUAGUGGUGGAGGACUUUAUGUUAAGUUAGAAGAAGGUGGUAUAAUAAAGUCUGGUAAGUGGAUUGUUCUGAGUGAGGGAUUUACAGAUAACUUUUAAGUUACUUAUUGUGGUGAAUAUAAUACAAAAGGGGGGAAAAAAGGUAGAUGGGAACUUAUGGAGAAAGGAGAACACUUUUAUUCUAAAUAUAAUUAAUUGUAAAAUAAAUAUUGAAUACAUAUUUUAGCGGAGGUGGAUGGUAUGAUGAAUAAGAGGGAUGUUCUAUAAAGGUUGGAUAAUGGAUAGAAAUAAGGGAUGGAUGUAACGAUAGUAGAAAACUCAUUUUUAGUGGUCAAUAUAAUGAAAAGGGAUAAAAGAAAGGUAAAUGGGACAUAAUAUAUAAAGGAAAAAUUAUGUAAAAAUCAAAUUUUAAUAAAUUAUUUUAGUGGUGGAGGAUAAUAUCAAGAAUAAGAAAAUGGUUCUAAAAAAAUUGGAGAUUGGACUGAUGUACAUGAAGGGUUUUACGAAAAAAUUUAAAUUAUUUACAAAGGAAAAUAUAAUUUAAGAGGGUAAAAGUAAGGUAAAUGGGAUACUUUUAGUGUUCUAUUAGAUUGGUAAACUGAACCAAUGUAAAUAUAAUGCUAUAUAUUAGUGGUGGAGGUCUUUAUGAUGAUUAAGUAAGAGGUUCAAUUAAAAUUGGAAAUUGGAUUGAAUUAUGGGAUUAGUAUGGAUAUACUAAGGAAAUACUUUAGGUUGGUUAAUAUGAUGAAAAAGGUUAAAAGAUUGGAAGAUGGCAGUUUAAUACUUUUUGUAAGGAUGUUAGGUAUAAAAGAAUAAAAAUUAUUUAGUGGAGGAGGAUGCUAUGAAGUCUAUGAAGGAGUUUCAAAAAAGAAUGGGAGUUGGGUUGAGUUUUCUUAGGACUUUAAAUUAUAAAAUUAAGUAGCUUUUAGUGGUGAAUAUUGUGAAGGCAAAAAAGUAGGUAAAUGGGAUGUAAUAAAAUGGGAUCUUUUUAAUAAUAAAUAAAUUAUGCAAGGGGAAGCUUGA